Molecule: messenger RNA, 1097 nt
Organism: Agrilus planipennis (emerald ash borer)
Lineage: Eukaryota; Metazoa; Arthropoda; Insecta; Coleoptera; Buprestidae
Product: glutamyl-tRNA(Gln) amidotransferase subunit C, mitochondrial-like
Exons: 3
Coding region: 26-538 (170 amino acids)
Biological process (GO): mitochondrial translation; glutaminyl-tRNAGln biosynthesis via transamidation; regulation of translational fidelity
Cellular component (GO): glutamyl-tRNA(Gln) amidotransferase complex; mitochondrion
Molecular function (GO): glutaminyl-tRNA synthase (glutamine-hydrolyzing) activity
Source: RefSeq, a predicted model, not a curated record
AAGUGAAAAAAUAAUAAUUUUUGCCAUGAAUUAUUAUAAGUUACAAUUUUCUUUAUUUUUAAUAAGAAGACACUACUGUGUUAAUUCAAGUAAAAAAGUUGUCCAAUCGGUUGUCGAGCAAAAGAAAUUGAAAAACUUAGUGCCCAAAAAAUCAGUUCAAUCAAAAAUUGAUUCAAGGAAACUACCUCCACGAACUAAAAUUGAUGUUGAUACGAUAGCUCUUCUCGAAAGAUUAUCACUAGUAAACUGUGCUAACAGACAAGGAAUAGAGACUCUAGAAGAGGCUAUUGCCUUUGCAGAUAGGAUUCAACAAAUUGACACUGAAGGAGUGCAACCUUUAGUGACUGUACUAGAAGAUUUUCCUUUAGAAGUGAGACAAGAAGAUAAACCUAUAGAAACUAAUAAACAAAAAAUACUAGAAAACGCUGCAGUUACUGAAGACGACUAUUUUGUUGCUCCACCAGGGAAUAUACCGCUUGAACCAAGGGAAGAUUUAUUACACGAAAAGGAGAUUGAAAGGGAACACAAUAGGAAAUAAUAACUAGUAAUGUCUCUAAAGAAGAUUAUCUCAUUGUGCGAAAAACAAGGUUUCUUUAAAAAGCUGUCUGUAUCCUAUGAUGAAACUUCUGAUUUUAUACAUCAUUUGAAAUUAGGUCCUGUAGGUGCCAUGUUUCAAGAAAAUCUACGGAAUGAAUGGUUACAAAACAUAGUAAUUGGCAGCAAAAAUUUUAAUGUAUUUCUAAGUGGACCAUCUUUUGUUGAUACUUUUGAAUAUGCAAAGCAAAUGUCUUCAGAAAGGGCGCCCUUUGCAAUAGCUGAAUUUUUAAAAAAAGAAACGCACAGAUCUGAAAGUAAUAUAAUCAUCAAUAAUUCAAAUGAGCAAAACGAUUUUAGAAAUGUCCUUUUAAAUUAUGGUAAUAUGGAGACAAUUUUUAGAAUCACAACAUUUUUAACAAAAUCAGAUGCUAUUCCUUUUUUCCACAAAUGGCAGAGACAAAGGAAGAUAUGGUGGAGGAAAGUUGGUACUUUUGGAUCUUUAUAAUUUUAAAUUCUAAUCAAAUGUUAACAAUAAUGCUUAUUAAAAAUUUUCAAAAUAC